AUGUUAAUCUUGCUGCAAUUCGGGCAGGGAUUUCCUCAAGGACGAGUGUUUUCUUCUAGCCUAGCAUCUCAUCGUCGUUUUUCCUCACAAGAGUGUAAACUAUUCCACGAAGCACGAAUCAGUCGAGGAAAUUUGCGACGAUUUCUGCUGACUCAGCUGUUUGGGGCUGAAAGGAAUGCAAGAACGAGUAUGACUACAGUCUGCGGACGUACGCAGCUGUCGGAUUGGAGAGGUAUUUCGAGUGCGAGCCGAGUUUAUGUGGCCAAUGGGUACGAAAUAUCAGAUGAUCUGCAAAGAAGACGCGUUGAGGUCCUGGAGAAACGAUACGGCGGUCGGGCGCGUGCCCAUCGAGCUGCCGUCGUCAUCCAACGAGCGUAUCGUGACUACCGCCUUAACAGGAGAUGGAGAGAAAUGACGUCACCCACACAAAGAUAUUCCAAUUCUCCAGGAAUAGACGAACAAUUAACCUUUCCGUCGAAGGCGACAUCAUCAAAAUUGUCGAAAAACACCACAUCUAACAGAUACCUACCUUCGACUUCACUCAGCGCUCAGCUCCGAGCUGAUCGAGCACAACUGGCCGGUUCAUCUGAGCUAUUGGCUAGAAAUAAACGAGCUCCACCAUCACCAUCACCUUCAUCUCCGCUUCCGAAUAGGAGUAUGAUAGAUAGCUUGAUGUCUCCACGUCUUGUGCAACGGAGAUUCCCAACAUCUGAUCGAUUUGUCGUCACUCAUGCUCCUGGAUGUCCUAGUGCAUGUAACGGGAACGUGAUAUGGGGACCUCAUGCGAAUGUCACUACAUCACCAAAUCUUAGCAAUUCCAAUAGUCUCUCUCGGAUAGAAAAAGUUGGGAUUAGAAACGAUGUAGAUCAUCCACGCCCUCCAGUAAGAUACUACAGUGAACAAGAACGGAAGCGACAGUAUCGAAUCGCGCUGAAUUUUUUCAAUAAGAAACCCGAACGUGGUGUUCAACUAUUGACCGCGUGGCGUUUCGUCGAUGAUUCGGCCGAAUCGCUUGCCAAUUUACUGUUUGGAAGGCGUGGACUUAGUAAGCAAAUGAUCGGCGAAUACAUUGCAACUCUACACUCCACAUUCCACUCCUGUGUUCUCAAAUAUUUCAUUGGCCAAAUAGACGUUCGUGGAUUAGAAGUCGAUGUGGCCCUUAGGAAAGCUAUGCAAUACUUUUUUCUACCGAAAGAAGCGGAAAAAAUUGACAAGAUUAUCCAGGAGUUUGCCCAGCACUAUGCGAAGUGUAACCCGAAACGAACGAAACAGUUCCGGGGUGGUUGGGAUACGAUACAUAUGAUUGCUUUCGCUGUAAUCAUGCUUAACACGGAUCUACAUUCGCCUAAUCUCAAGGCGUCACAAAGAAUGCAGCUAGAACAAUUCAUCCACAAUCUUCGCGGUCAAGACAAAAUGCGUGGUGAGAAAGAGGGUGUGAACAUCGAUAGAGCGUGUUUGCAAGGGAUUUACGAACGUGUUCGAGCGGAAGAGAUCCGUCCUGGUGAUGAUCAUGUUGCACAGGUUGCACGUGUGGAUGCUGCCAUAGUUGCUCGAGACAAACCGCGCCUCACCGAAACACAACGACGUCUAGUUUGUUACUGCCGACUGCAACAGGUGCUGGAUCCAUCACGAAAACAGUCAGUCGGCUCACAUGAAAGGGAUGUGUUCUUGUUCAACGAUAUGCUUGUGGUAGCAAAAGCAAUCAAUAGGCGCCGUUCCUCUUCGCACACCUCCUACACGCUAAAACAUUGGAUACCGUUGUUAGGAGCUACUGUUAAUGAAUUCAAGAGAGGUUGUUACGAAUUCGGUUUGACAGUCACUGGACCAGAUAGUCAAAUGUUGCAUUUCAACGCUAGGAAUUUUGAUGACAGAUGUCGAUUCGUAGCAGACGUAUUGGAAUCGAUUCGUGAGUCUUGCCAAAUGGAGGAAGUACGAUUAGAACUUGAAAUGGAAAAACACAAUCUGCGCACGGAUAACCAAAGAGAUAGCGGUCUACCGGAAAUCGAUAGCGCCGAGUGCCUUUUACCGCGUAAUCCGGCGAACUCAGCCGUUCAUGGUCCAGGUUUGGUGGGCACCUUCCGUCGUCUCUCAUUUAAUUCAUUGGAUUCUGGAGUAGUGGAGGAAACAUGUGACACAAAUUCCUGA
Messenger RNA from Necator americanus (New World hookworm), 2145 nucleotides. RefSeq lists its product as uncharacterized. Gene Ontology annotation, biological process: regulation of ARF protein signal transduction; actin cytoskeleton organization. The record is from RefSeq and is a predicted model, not a curated record. The coding region runs from base 1 to 2145 and encodes 714 amino acids. Gene Ontology annotation, molecular function: protein binding; guanyl-nucleotide exchange factor activity. The transcript is spliced from 18 exons. NCBI's taxonomy places the organism in Eukaryota, Metazoa, Nematoda, Chromadorea, Rhabditida, Ancylostomatidae.